AUGACCUCAGUUAUCGGAUAUACUACUGCCCUCCUUCAUGUUCUUCCUACUCUACCCUAUAGUCUUACAGUUGACCCAAAUACUUCCCUGUGCUACAGUUACCGUAGGUAUUAUCCAGCCCCGAAAUCAUCUUCCCCUACAACCCGGCCACAAAGUCACAAUGAAGUAUACCCGUUUGCCAAGCGCAAAACAUGUAUACUUCGCCGUGGCUUCGUGGAUGAGACGAAGAGAAGAGACGUGCCAAGCGAAGCUCUGGGGAAGAAAAGAAAAGAGAGAUCGAAACUCGAGGGUGCUUGGCUCCAAGACUUCGCAUUCCUUGCCCGCUUUCAGACGGUAGUCCGUAGUCACAAAUUCUCAAAGGCUAAUCGAGUGUCUGACAAUUUUCAGGGCAGGCAAAUUGUUGCCUUGCUAAGGUGGAUUCACUUGCCACCAACAAGCUUCUGUACAGAAAGCAUGGAUGAAGCUCAUGCAAACGUGCCAAGCACAUACAUGCACUGCGGGUGGGAGGACUGCAAGUUAUUCAUCCGCCAAGUCAAAAUAUCAGCUGUUUGCGUCCAGGCACACGCGUACAUUCCCGUUCCAAUCAUCGUAGACCUAUCUUCAUAUCCUUGA
Messenger RNA from Aspergillus neoniger CBS 115656, 612 nucleotides. RefSeq lists its product as uncharacterized. The record is from RefSeq and is a predicted model, not a curated record. The coding region runs from base 1 to 612 and encodes 203 amino acids. NCBI's taxonomy places the organism in Eukaryota, Fungi, Ascomycota, Eurotiomycetes, Eurotiales, Aspergillaceae. The transcript has 8 exons.